Molecule: messenger RNA, 8279 nt
Organism: Homalodisca vitripennis (glassy-winged sharpshooter)
Lineage: Eukaryota; Metazoa; Arthropoda; Insecta; Hemiptera; Cicadellidae
Gene: Sbf
Product: myotubularin-related protein 13
Source: RefSeq, a predicted model, not a curated record
CUGAAAGAAAACUGGUAAACGAAGAGAAGUGAAUGUGUUAAGUGAAAUAAUUUGGGUAAAAUGCCAUAGUGUUGGGGUUAUUUUUAUUAUGUAGAGAACAGAUAAGAUUUUGUUCUCUUAUUUGUACUUUAUGCCUUCACGAAAUGUCACGUCUGGCAGAUUAUUUUGUUGUAGUUGGAUAUGAUCACGAGAAAGAACGAAGUGGAACCAGCAGUGGAAUAAUAAUCCAACGAUUUCCAGAUAAAGACUGGCCAGAUACUCCAUUUAUUGAAGGGAUAGAAUGGUUCUGCCAGCCACAAGGAUGGGCCCUUUCCUCCGAGAGACAAGAACCAAGGUUUUUUGUCUCUGUUCUCACAGACAUCGACGCAAACCGCCACUACUGCGCCUGUCUUUGUUUCAACGAAACGAUUUCAAUUACACCAAGUAAACCUGUAGAUGAGCAGGAGGAGGAUGCUCUGGACGGUCAGACUAGCCCGCACAACAUCAGCCUGCCCACCAUCACACAUCACAGCAUCAUGUACGCGCCCAAGUGUCUGGUGCUCGUCUCUCGUCUGGAUUACAUUGAAACUUUCAGGAACUGCCUGGGUAUAAUCUACACGGUUUAUGUGGAGAGUGUGCCGGUACCACUGGAGAACGUGGUGAGCAACAUCCUGGGGUGUAUACAGGUACCUCCACCUGGCGGGCCACAGGUGCGCUUCAGUAUCGGGGCGGGGGACCGCCAGGCUCUCCAGCCUCCUCUCGCCCCCACCCUGCCAGUCACCCACACUGCCGUCAGUCUGCUCUUCCAUCAGCUCGGUAUCCGGAAUGCACUAGUAUUGUUCUGCGCGGUGAUGACAGAGCAGAAGAUCCUGUUCCAGUCUCGCAGCUACAGUCGACUGACGGAGGCGUGUCGUGCGCUCACUGCGCUCAUGUACCCCUUCAAGUACAGCCACGUGUACAUCCCUCUGCUGCCAGCCGCACUCGUGGAGGUGCUCUCCACCCCCACCCCCUUCGUCAUGGGGGUGCACUCCUCGCUCAAGACUGAUGUCUCGGAAAUGAUGGAUGUGAUAGUGGCAGACCUGGACGGUGGUUCCCUCCUCGUGCCCGACGGAGUGUCUCUCCCUCUGCUCCCGGAACCGUUACUGAGCUCGGUGACGGAAGCACUAGGUCUGGUUCUGCAGCCCGAGUUGGGUGGGGCGGACCACGCCUUCCCCCCCACCCCACCACCUCGCCCUGCUCCACCUGCCAUGCAGGACAAGGAGAUCCGAGCGGUGUUCAUGCGAGCUUUCGCUCAGCUAAUGCAAGGAUAUCGCAGCUGUCUCACUAUUAUCCGGAUACAUCCAAAACCUGUCAUUACUUUUCACAAGGCUGCAUUCCUGGGAGAGAGGGGACUGACGGACUGCGACUUCACAACACGAGUUCUGGAUUGCAUGUUCUUCACUGGCUUUGUAUCGGAGCGGGGCCCGCCCUGGCGGCCGUGUGACCACUGGGAUGAGCUGUAUAGUAACAUGGCGGACCUACAGCGGGCUGAGCUAGCAGAUCGGACUCUAGUGCUGCAACACGUACAGGACCUAGCGCACCAGUUAUACCAGAACGAGAACCCAAACCAGCAGCCCUAUGUACAGAAGAUACUGAAACCACCAGAAGGAGCGUUUGCUCGCAUACACCAGCCAGUGUUUCCCCACAUAGACACAGAGAAGGUGCAGAAACUGAUAGAGGAAGGACUGGCCAAGAGCAACUUGCAGACCAGAUUGUUAUCGUUGAAGCCGCCAGCUCCCAGGAUAGUGCCCAUGGAACUCCACAUGACCAGUGCCAUGGACAACAGGCACAUAGUCAGCAACUCGGCUCGGAGACUAGAGGUAUUGAAGAACUGCAUCAAUUGUAUAUUUGAGAACAAGAUCUCAGAUGCAAGAAAGACAUUCCCAGCAGUGUUACGAGCUCUCAAGUCCCGGGCGGCACGACUAGCACUGUGUACUGAACUGGCACAGCAUGUGGUCGGGAACAAGGCCAUGCUAGAACACCAGCAGUUUGAUCUGGUCGUCAGGCUCAUGAACUGUGCUCUGCAGGAUGGGUCUUCCAUGGAUGAGUAUGGAGUGGCAGCAGCAUUGCUACCUCUGGCCAACGCCUUCUGCAGAAAACUUUGCACUGGCGUCAUACAAUUCGCCUACACCUGCAUCCAGGAGCAUGCUGUGUGGACCAACCAACAGUUCUGGGAGGCAGCCUUCUACCAGGACGUCCAGAGAGACAUCAAGGCCUUGUACCUCAACAUCAGUGAUAACUCCCACCACACGGCCAGUCCCAUCAGUCCGAAGGAGGCAAAGGAGUUUUCCUGGAAAGACCGAAAGAAUCUGAGCCGAGCCCAAGAACCUUCUGCUCUGGAAAUAGCUGCUGAACAGAUGAGGGUAUGGAACUCUAUAGAUCCAGACAAGCAGACACAGUUGGUGAACAGUGAGGAGUCCACUCUCUACAGCCAGGCUAUCCACUACGCCAACAGAAUGGUGUCGCUGUUGGUACCCCUGGACAUCGCCAGCAAGUCGCACAAGAUGGACAGUAACCACCUGGAUGUUGAGAGAGUCAGUAACAUCACCAACAGAUCCAGUAUAGCGGAGAGUGACGGCAGUGCGGACGCAGAGUCAGGGUUCGAGGAGCAGGACUCGUCCGAGGCAGGAGCCCAAGUGGUGCGGAUGGUGUCCAGGUUCGUGGACAAGGUGUGCACAGAGGGUGGUGUGAGAGCAGAGCACAUCCGCAGUCUGCACCAGAUGGUCCCUGGUGUUGUGCACAUGCAUGUGGAGACCCUGGAGGCUGUGCACAGAGAGAGCAAGAGACUUCCACCCAUCCAGAAGCCCAAGAUCCUUACACCAAGCAUGCUGCCAGGAGAGGAACCGUUGUCAGAGGGUCUCCGAGUCUAUCUGCUACCAGACGGGAGGGAGGAGGGGCUGGGGGGAGUGGUGGGGGGACCUCCCCUGCUGCCUGCUGAAGGAGCCAUCUUCGUUACCAACUAUCGCAUUGUUUUCAAGGGCACACCUUCGGAUCCAUUUGCGUGUGAACAGCUGGUGGUGAGAGCGUUCCCAGUGACAUCUCUUACCAAGGAGAAGAGGAUCUCAGUGCAGUAUCUGGCCCACUUGGACCAGUGGCUGCAGGAAGGGCUGCAACUGCGCUCCUGUACAUUCCAGUUGCUGAAGGUAGCAUUUGAUGACGAGGUGACGGCCGAGAGUAUAGAAGGGUUCCGCAAGCUGAUACACAAAGUCCGACACCCUCCGCACAUAUUUCACCACUUUGCCUUCACAGGGCAGGUGGUUGUGUCCCAGACACCCCUGCACAAGGAUAAGGAGAAGAAUGCCACACUGAGGGGUUUCGCCAAGAAAACAUUGCUCAAAACGGCCAGAAAAGCCGGUUUCAAACAAAAAACAUCAUCCAAGCGACAAAAAUACGUGUUGCCAAAUGUAGGCAACAAUGUCAAGUACAUGACUUCACCCAGCCGAAUGAAUCUCCCCAUGACUGACUUGGAUGACCUCUCAGUAGACGAGUUUGAAGCGGUGAUCCCAGCCGGCCUGGUGACCGACUCGAAGACAAUGGAGAGGCUGGCCGAGCGCAGUUAUGUCCGGGACUGGACCAGGCUGGGGCUAGUCACUCACUCCAACAGCAAGAGCAAGGAGCCCUUCCGUCUCACAUCUGUCAACAGUGCCUACAUGAUGUGUCGCAGCUACCCCGCACUUGUUGUGAUGCCGAGCGCAGUCAGCGAUGACAGUCUGCGCAAGUUCUACCGCUGCUAUCGUCACAGCAGGUUCCCAGUCAUCACGUGGCGACACCCGCGCAACAAGUCUCUGCUACUGCGCGGUGCAGGCUAUCACGGCAAAGGUGUCAUGGGCAUGCUCAAAAGUACACACCCCUCCUCUACUGGUGUGUCAGUGACAGAGACCAGUUCUAGCCUGGAGCAGGAGAGGUAUCUAUCUGUGCUGGUGAAUGUUACACCUCUGUCGGUACAACGUCAGACGUGGAACAUGUCAGACUCCAGUCUCAGUAUAAACUCUCUACUCCUGGCUGCAGAAGACAAUACCAUGACUCCAGAGGCUUCUCGUCGCACCAAUCCCUUCAACAAGGCUAUGGGAACUAUCGGUGUUUUCCCACGGUCGAGUGGGGGCAAAAGCGGGAAGAGUUUUGGGCGAUGGGGUUCGCUGAAGGACCGCGAGCGCCGCAACUCGAUGCAGGGAAACACCCUCGGCCCUAUGACUGGACUGAGGACCCCCCAUAACCCUGCCAGACUCUCGGCAGACUCUGACUCCGGCACUGAGUGUGUGCAGACCUUCCAGCGAGCGGCUCUCUACAUCUUAGGAGAGAAGGCACAGAUGAAGGGUGGUAAAGAAAACGUGCCCAAGACUGACUACAUCCCAGUGGAGUACGCCGACGUAAGGCAGACCAAAGCUGCAUUCAAGAAGCUGAUGAGAGCUUGCAUGCCGAGUACUGCCAAUCAGGAGCCUGACCAAACAUUCCAUAGGUUGAUAGAGAGCUCCCAGUGGCUACAACAGGUCCAGAACAUGAUGCAGCUGUCUGGCGCGGUGGUAGACCUGCUGGAUGUCCAGGGCUCCUCAGUCAUGCUGUGUCUGGAGGACGGCUGGGACAUCACAUGUCAGAUAUCAGCAGUAGCCCAGCUCUGCUUAGACCCCCACUACCGCACCAUCGAGGGCUUCCGGGUGCUGGUGGAGAAGGAGUGGCUGGCAUUCGGCCAUCGCUUCAGCCAUCGGAGCAACUUGGCAUCCACCUCUCAAGCCAGUGGUUUUGCUCCCACCUUCCUCCAGUUCCUAGACGUUGUUCAUCAGAUUCACUGCCAGUUCCCUUUGGCGUUUGAGUUCAAUGAUUACUACCUGAGGUUCCUGGCCUACCACUCGGUGUCCUGUCGAUUCCGCACAUUCCUGCUGGACUGUGAGCUGGAGAGGGUGGAGUGCGGCAUCACUGCGGUGGAGGAUAAACGAGGUUCACUCACUUCCCAUCACAAAGGCGUGGACACGGGCUCCGACGAUGACACCAUCUACCCUGGUGGUCGGUUAGCCGGGACUCAUGUAGGGCCGAACCUGGGCCAGUCUGUGUUCGACUACAUCGAGAAGCAGCAUGCCAGAGCGCCUCUCUUCUUCAACUUUAUGUACACUCCAGACACGGAGAACCCUGUUCUGAGGCCACAGUCACAUCUUGCCAACCUGGAGAUCUGGCAGUACUACCUGAGGGAGGAGCUGAGGUACGGACCCAGCUACGACAUAGAGAUCAUACAGCUGGACAGUCAGCAGGAGGAGGAGAUGGAGGCUGCCGAUGGUACCGCCAAGUCUUCCCGCAAAGUUGUCACACUUGGGUACGACGGUAUUGAACGCUGCGUACCAGAUGCAUUCACUCACCUACUAGAGGAAAUCCACCACAUCGAGACGGAGCUGGGACACCUGCCGCAGAAAUGGAAAGUCCUGUGGGACAAGUUGGAGUUACCUACCACAGAUUCCCUCACGAGGCAUGCCUCAUUCAGCACAGCGCUUGUGAGAUCUCACGGUCGCCUACAGCACAAACGAUCCACCCUGGAGAUACUGAUGCGGGGCAAGAUGGUGGGGGCAGAGACCCCGACAGCCCCCGCCUACUCUCACCCCCACCGCUUCGAGAAACACAACUUCACCACCCCCACCUACUGUGACCUGUGCAGCAACUUGCUGUGGGGCCCAGUUAAGACGGGAUUCAGGUGUGUGGAUUGUGGGUACAACUGCCACGACAAGUGUAUGGAGACUGUGCCCAAGAACUGCACCAAGUAUAAGGCUGUGGCCGAUUCGUCUCUGUCCAACGCCACCUUGACUCGCAGCGGUGGUGACAGUGGCUCUGUCAACUCAAGUGUGAAUGCGAUGCAAACGACAAAUCAGCAGUAUUACGAGCAGUUCUCGUCAAACGUGGCAGAGAACAGGACGCACGAGGGUUACCUGUACAAGCGAGGAGCCCUCCUCAAGGGCUGGAAACAACGGUGGUUCGUCCUAGACUCCAUCAAACACCAGCUGCGCUACUACGAUGCUAUGGAGGACUCUCACUGCAAGGGCUAUAUUGACCUUGCAGAGGUGAUGUCAGUGACUCAGGCUCCUCCUAUGCCAGGACCACCCAAGAAAACUGAUGACAAAUCAUUCUUCGAUUUGCGUACAAGCCGGAGGACGUACAACUUCUGCGCGAGUGACGCGGUGACGGCCCAGGAGUGGAUAGAGAAGGUUCAAGGUUGCCUGCAGUAAUCUAGUCAAGUUGGCUCCAGUCACAGUUACCUGUACAGAGGACACGCCACACCGCACCGUGUCGCGCGAGCGCGCAGUGUCUUGCCACAUUCCAGCGUUCAGUACUCCUCACCACCACACCGAUGUAAAUACUCAAUUGUUAAACAAGAGAUUAAAUUAUCUUUUGAUAUUAAGCUGUUCCUUUUUUGCCACUAAGUAAAAUGGUUAGGUUUAUUAUGUCAGUGUAAAUAUAAAAAGAAAUGCGAUCAUUAAUUUAUUCCAGUAAAAUUUCAUUACAAACUGUUUGUAAUAUUUAAUUUUUACGGUGAUAAUUUCAUGUUGUACUUGAUAACUCGUUUAAGUGUGUUAAAUAAUGCUUAUUUGUUCGUUAUUGUUGUGGCAUUUAUAUUUUAAACACUUCUUGUUUCCUUUUUUAUUUAGAAUUUAUUAAAGUUUUAUUGAGAAGUUGACUGGAGUUUUCUCAGGGAUUGUGCACACUGUUGGGGUUAGAGGUCGGUUCCCAGUUGCCUUUCUUGUUAAAUAUUUACUACCAAAUAGUUUCUAAUCUUUUCUGUAUUUGAAGUUACGUAAUUAAUAAUUAUGUAUAAACGUUUAAUGAGACAUUUUUACUGUUAUUUUUUGUAAAUAGAAAAGAGUUGUUUUAUCUCCGAUUGACUUAUUUAAUUUUUGUUAUGUACAAUUUUUGUUGUGAAUUCAUGGUGAAUCUUAUUUAUGAUUAAUUAGUUCUCCACUCACAUCAGCAAACACUGGUAAACAAUUAGUGUAAUAAGUUAAUGUUGCCAAACAAGCUUUUGUUGUAAUAGUUGGCGCGUCUACCAGCCUACUCACUACAAUAACGUUCGUACUGCUUUGCUUAUUUCAAAGUCGAAUAUUUGAGAGCCAGGGACAAGAGUUAACCAGAGAGUAGACUUCUACAUGUACAGUAAUCGUAGGCUAAGUCUGUAUAUUUCCUUGUUACUUAGUGAUAUCGCCUGUCAUGGAUCUUGCAGAGUUUUAUAUACUUGUAGGCUUUCUGCGUACGUUGUAACAUUUGUGUAAAUUUGUUUAUUAUUGUAUCCGCUGGCCUCGCGGUCAGACAGAAGGAGAACAGAUACUCGAGACCAGUAUUGUGGACUGACAUAUCGUAUGUAAUAUUUACAGAGAAAGAAGACGUAGCCACGUCGCAAAAGAUUCAAAUUUACCGUUAUUACUUUCGCUCAAUAUUUUUGUAAGGAUCAUUUUUAUAGAUUUAUAAAGUAUUCAGAAAGUUCAGUUUUCAGUAAAGUUGUGAUGUUAUUGUGUAGUGUAACGUCAGAGUAAUGUAAAAUCUCACAAGUACUUUUAUUUCGAAAAGUGAAUUUACUGUCGAUAAUUUAACAUUGUUUUAGCACAAUCCGCACAUUUAUCUCUAAGUUGGGUUCAAUAAUUUUAGGAGUGUCUCACAAAGAAGAGACAGAUCUGACUGACCACUGCCAAACAAUAUUGUAUAAGAUCUUUAGAAGUAUUGAGAACUAAUUGUGAUGCCUACAUUAUCAGUUGGUUAUUUGUGUAAUCUAUUGUUUUGAAACUGUUAGACGUUUCGCAUUGUCUAGCUGGAGCUUUCUAACCGUAAAAAGUACAAUAAUUUGUGGUCGAUAAGUUGUUUUGUUCAUAGACAAACCAUUGUUAAGUAGUUUAAAAGUAUUUUUUAUUUGUGUUAUGGAAACUAUUUUUAUUAUUUCAAUUAUAUUUCUUAAUUUUUUAAUUAUAUAGAAAACUCAACAUAUUUAUUACUUUAGUGAACUUUAUAAAUUUACUGUUUGAUCUUUCAAUAUCGGUCUUUGUGAUAAUUUUGUAACAUAUUGAAAAUGAUAUUAAGAUAUUGAAUGAUGUAUUUAGUGUAACUAAGAGUUUCUUUAUGGUAUUUUGUAUAUUCUGGGGUAUAUUUGCCCGUAGUAAUAUUAUAAGUAUCGAGAGUACCAAUGCGAUACUAACACAAAAUUGCUUUCAAACUUCAGAGGUGAUUGUAUAGUUUUUGUUUUUCAUUGUUAUUUUAAAUGUGAUAAAAUAAAAGAAUAUAUAAUUAUUAUUAGAUAAAAA